Centropristis striata (black sea bass) is the source of this 3247-nucleotide messenger RNA. RefSeq names its product solute carrier family 6 member 13 (gene slc6a13). The record is from RefSeq and is a predicted model, not a curated record. Gene Ontology annotation, biological process: sodium ion transmembrane transport. NCBI's taxonomy places the organism in Eukaryota, Metazoa, Chordata, Actinopteri, Perciformes, Serranidae. Gene Ontology annotation, cellular component: membrane. The transcript is spliced from 15 exons. The coding region runs from base 244 to 2097 and encodes 617 amino acids.
GUGGGGAGUGAGUGUGUGUGUGUGUGUGUCUGUGUUUGGUGUUGUCUGAAUGGUAUUGGAUAAAGGAAGGGGGGUCUUCAGAGAGGGGCAACUCAGAGGGAAAAUCUCAAUGCGGGCUGCACCAAAGUUUUCAGUUUUUUCAGAUCUCCGCCCCUCAUGAAUGUUAUAUAGUGAAACCUAAAACGGCAGCAGGCCUGCAUUUGGUGGUCUACUCACUUCUUGAAACUGACAUUGUAGAACAUCAUGAAAGAGGACACGGAGAACAUGUCCAAGGUGGAGCCAUCCAAUGGUCACAGCAGGCCCCUGGACAUUGUGCCUAGUACAGAGGAGAAGAUGACAGACAGGGGUCAGUGGGGCAACAAGAUUGAGUUUGUCCUGUCAGUGGCCGGAGAAAUUAUUGGCCUGGGGAAUGUCUGGCGUUUCCCAUACCUUUGUUACAAGAACGGAGGAGGUGCCUUCUUCAUCCCAUACCUCAUCUUCCUGUUUGCCUGUGGGAUCCCUGUCUUCUUCCUGGAGACGUCUCUGGGUCAGUACACCAGUGAGGGAGGCAUCACCUGCUGGAGGAAGAUCUGCCCGUUGUUUGAAGGAGUGGGUUAUGCCACCCAGGUGAUUGUUGCUCUGCUAAACAUCUACUACAUCGUUGUGUUAGCCUGGGCCAUCUUCUAUCUGUCCAACUCCUUCACCUGGGAUCUGCCCUGGGCCUCCUGCAACAACACCUGGAACACAGAUUCCUGUAUGGCAUUUCAGAGGGGGAAUAGCUCCAUCAAUCACCAUGAGAACGCCACCUCUCCUGUCAUUGAGUUCUGGGAACGAAAAGUUCUGAGAAUUUCCUCAGGUAUUGAGGACAUUGGCUCUCUGAAUGGAGACCUGGUUAUCUGUCUGGCCGUUGCAUGGGUCAUCUGCUACUUCUGCAUCUGGAAGGGAGUCAAAUCUACUGGCAAGGUGGUUUACUUCACGGCCACCUUCCCUUAUGCUAUGCUAGUGGUUCUGCUAAUCAGAGGGGUCACCCUGCCAGGAGCCUCCAGGGGAAUCCACUUCUACCUCUACCCGGACCUGGGACGUCUGUCUGACCCACAGGUGUGGAUGGAUGCUGGUACACAGAUCUUCUUCUCCUAUGCUAUCUGCCUGGGUUGCCUCACAGCCCUGGGAAGCUACAACAAAUACAACAACAACUGCUACAGAGAUUGCUUGUCGCUCUGUUUUCUGAACAGUGGUACCAGUUUUAUUGCAGGUUUUGCAAUCUUCUCCAUCCUGGGCUUUAUGUCCUACGAGCAGAACGUGCCCAUCUCAGAAGUGGCUGAAUCUGGUCCAGGUUUGGCUUUUAUAGCCUAUCCUCGUGCUGUGUCUAUGAUGCCUUUCUCCCCUCUAUGGGCAUGCUGCUUCUUCAUUAUGAUUGUCUUUCUGGGACUGGACAGUCAAUUUGUUUGUGUGGAGAGCCUGGUCACAGCCAUGGUGGACAUGUAUCCCUCCACCUUCCGGCGUAAAAAUCGCAGGGAGCUUUUCAUCCUGGCAGUAGCUGUGGUGUCAUUCCUCAUGGGGCUCAUCAUGCUGACGGAGGGUGGCAUGUACAUCUUCCAGCUCUUUGACUACUACGCAGCCAGUGGGAUGUGCCUGCUCUUUGUCGCUAUUUUUGAGACUGUUUGCAUUGCUUGGAUUUAUGGUGCUGACCGUUUCUACGACAACAUAGAGGACAUGAUUGGCUAUCGCCCCAGCCCAGUCAUCAAAUACUGCUGGCUUUUCUUCACCCCUGCAACAUGCUUUGGAACUUUUGCCUUCGCCCUGAUUAAGUACUCACCUCUGAAGUACAACAAUGAAUACAUAUAUCCAUGGUGGGGCAACGGGAUAGGCUGGAUCCUGGCCCUGUCCUCCAUGCUGUGUAUCCCUCUUUGGAUCGUGGUGAAACUCUACUACACCCCUGGAACGCUAAGAGAGCGCCUCAUUCUCCUGACCACUCCUUCCACCGAGUUACCCAAGACGAAGCAGGAGCAGGAGAAGCUGCUGGCCAUCUUUGCAGCGGACGGCGACAGCCUCCAUCAGAAAUCACCUCCCACUAAGGACGGCUACUUCCCCGUUGAUGAAAAGGAGUCUCACUGUUAGAGACUUGAGGGUCGGAAUCAGAGCCUCGCAGGGGUCAAAGGUCACUCCUCAGCUUUGCCACUCUGCCUGGCCCCAUCCCAACUCCCUCUGCAAUACCUCACCAGACAAGGUGGCGAAACAGGUACUGCGCAGACUUUAAGAGUCACCUGACCUGUACCUGCUGACCUGCUGCUGGAGUGUUCUCCGUCUUUGUACACUGUAUGACGGCAUUAGUGUUCUUACUUAAAGAGUUACAUCAGUUGGUUGGCAUCUCAUUUGCUGGUGGCAGAGUCAUAUGUACACUUGAAUGUGGCCAUUGUUGUUACACAGUGGCUCAGAAUUUACAUUUGAUCGUGUCUGCUUUCUAAGGAAGCAUUUUUUUUUCCUGUUAUGGACAUCUCUAAUGUUCAGUUAGUCUGACAUGACAUUCCACUUACUUUAUUAAUUCUAACAGCUAUCUGCUGCAGGUGGAGCACAAGAGGUGUUAGUGAAUAAAAAUGCACUUCUGUACUGUAUACAGAGUACAUAUUCCAUCCAUUGAUCCGAUCAUGCUGACAGCUCUGUAUUUACUGUAUAAUAGAGAGUUGUCAUCUCAGGAUGUAAAAUUUUCUAAUAAAUAAAAAAAAUCCUACAAAAGCAUACUAAUUGCCAAUGCUUGACAAUGCGAGAAUUGGAUUUUAAAUAUAUAUUUAGUUGAACUGACCAGAACUCAACUCAAUUAAACUUUGCUGUUGUUUUUUCAGAUUAAUGUUAUGUCAAUUUUUUUCAAUAUGUUUUUACUUCUUUCGCUGAACAUUGCAGAGUUGCAUGAAUAUGUUGCAUGUUUCUUUUCCAGUCUUCUGAUUAUUGAAUAUAUUUUUAAUGUAGUCAGUUUUGCCUCUUCUCUAAUGCAUUGAAUUGUAUGAAAUGAAAAUGUAAAGUGCCUGAAGGAGACAGUUAUAGAUAUGUUGUUAGAUAACACGACAUGCUGGUUGAAGGGUUUCAUUCCAAAAUGAACAUCUCUCUUGUUAUCUCUUUCUCUGCUGUAUAAUAAUGAACUUCAACGUUUCUUUAGAUGUUGGAAUGAGUAUAUGAGUAUCACUGAUUGCUGAUAGGGAAUACUUUUACAUAUAUAACUUUUAUAUGCUAAAAUGAUUUUUUAUGACUGAAUAAAAGAUACUUUCAUUUGAAA